Schistosoma mattheei is the source of this 1592-nucleotide messenger RNA. The record is from the annotation of a GenBank genome assembly. NCBI's taxonomy places the organism in Eukaryota, Metazoa, Platyhelminthes, Trematoda, Strigeidida, Schistosomatidae.
AUGCGUCAUCAGCCGUCAGCGUUGCCCAAUUAUUGUCCACGGACUUGUAAUAUGUUAGCCGCAUCAGAUCCUAGGAGACCCAAUAAACUUCGAAGAUUCGUUCCAUUAUCACAGGAUGCCCCUCCACUAGACCAAACUAUAGACUAUCUUAAUUUUUUCGGAAUAGUCUUAAGCAUGUGUGGACUGUUGUUUGAAGCUGAAUUACCACCCCUUCAGCUCCCUGCGGGUUCAUACAAUCCAGUCAAUAAGCGUGUUAUAUAUGUUGGGGGACUAUCAGAGCAAGUUGAUGUGCCUCUUGUUCGUGCGGCGUUUAUCCCUUUUGGAGACAUAGUUAGUAUUAAUAUGCCCAUGGACUAUCAAACUGAAAAACACAGAGGUUUCGCUUUUGUUGAAUUCGAAGAAGUUGAAGAUGCUAUGAGUGCCAUUGAUAAUAUGAAUGAAAGUGAAAUAUUUGGGCGUACCAUCCGUGUUAAUGUGGCAAGACCAGUACGCAUACGGGAGGGUUGGAGUCGACCUGUCUGGUCGGACGAGAAUUGGUUAAAGAAAUAUGGCAGUGCUCCAUUAGAAGGACGAAAACUGGAUGAACCUGAUAUCGUCAACCCAUCAGAUUCUGCAGAAAAUGUUGAAGACUUGAGUGACGAAGAAAUGCGAACCAAAAAACAAAAACGAAAUCUUCCUCGGGUAUUCUUCGAUAUUCGAAUUGGAAACGGAGAUGCUGGUCGUAUAGUGAUGGAGCUUCGGUCAGAUAUUGUCCCGAGAACUGCUGAGAACUUCCGUGCCUUGUGUACAGGAGAACGUGGAUUCGGUUAUCACAAUUGUUGUUUCCAUCGAGUUAUACCACAAUUCAUGUGUCAAGGAGGCGAUUUUGUAAAAGGGGAUGGGACCGGUGGCAAAUCAAUAUAUGGACGUAAAUUCGAUGAUGAGAACUUCCAACUCCGACAUGAAGGGUUCGGUGUUCUUUCCAUGGCGAAUUCUGGACCAAAUACAAAUGGAUCUCAGUUCUUCAUUUGCACAACAAAAUGCGAUUGGCUUGAUGGCAAACAUGUUGUUUUUGGUCGAGUAGUGGAUGGACAAAAUGUCGUAAAAAAGAUGGAGUCCGUUGGAUCGAAAUCUGGUAAGGUCAAAGAACCCGUUAUUAUUUCUCGGUGUGGAGAAUUAAUUUAACACAUCUGGACUGUAAAAUGGAAGGAGAAAUGUACAGUUUUGUUUUUAAGUGUUUUUCAACAAUAUACCAUUAUUGAAAUAGCUGACGGUAGUUUUUAAUUAUUUCAAAGUUGGAAAUAGGUAAUAGGCAGACAUUUAACGUUUCGGUUUAUAGUUUUAAGCUGUCCAUAAACUAAUUAAACAGUGACGUAGAUAAACGGAUCGCAGCAGAUGGUAACCUUGAUCACACCAUGCUAUAAAUAAUUUGUAAGCAGUACGAUAUAGCAAGUCUGAUUUGAGGUGACGUUCAAAUUAGUCUGAAUUCAACUACUUUCCACUCAUCAGACGGAGAUCUCCACUUUAUUAGACAGUAGUUCCUGAUCUACAUAUUCUUAGUAACUCUGCUAACCUUGAUCUUAUGGAGGAACUGAGGCAGUUUUCGAACAAAU